CUAGGCGGAGCUCCGCCCCUUUCAGGGCUCAAAUAUCGCGAUAUCUCGACCGACAGCCCCGCCUCACGAUUCCCUCAGGGGGUUAACUUUAUAAAAAAAGAAGAAGCGAAAAAGGAGCUAUUAUGGAAAACCCAGUAGCCUUCAUGGAUGGUAAGGAUGUACCAUGUUCAGCUUUCUCCUCUGAAGAAGCACCUGUGUCAGAUGUGCCUGGGACAUCGUUCAGGAGAGAAUCAGAUAGCCUUGGAGACUCCAAAUUAACUGGUGAUGUCUCUGGAGCCACAGCCGGUAUUGACACCAAACCUAAAUCCAUACAUCGUGCCAAGAUAUGGUCAGGUGAAGUUGAGAAUCUCUACAGAUUUCAGCAAGCUGGAUAUAGGGAUGAAAUUGAAUAUAAACAAGUGAAGCAUGUAGACAUGGUGGAAAGGUGGCCUGAAACUGGAUUCGUGAAGAAGCUUCAGAGAAGGGACAAUACAUUCUACUAUUACAACAAAGAAAGAGAAUGUGAAGACAAAGAAGUUCAUAAAGUUAAAGUUUAUGCUUACUGAUUUUUGUUAUGCCCCAGUGUUGUUGUUUUUCUAAAAGUAAAGUGCAUUGAAAUAAUAAUUUUGUUGCUGUGAAUAAUCUGGAAAGCAUUAAACAAGUUGUUUUAAAAGUA
Molecule: messenger RNA, 655 nt
Organism: Podarcis muralis (Common wall lizard)
Lineage: Eukaryota; Metazoa; Chordata; Lepidosauria; Squamata; Lacertidae
Source: RefSeq, a predicted model, not a curated record